AUGGAGUGUAACAAGGAUGAAGCUAAAAGAGCAAUGGUUAUUGCUGAAAAGAAACUCUCAGAGAAUGAUUACGUUGGAGCCAAGAAAUUUCUCACCAAGGCUCAAAACCUAUACCCUAACCUUGAUGGUCUGAAUCAAGUUUCCAUGAUGAUCCAUGUCUACAUCUCAGCAGAGAACAAGAUCAAUGGAGGAAAAGAAUCUGACUUGUAUGAAGUUCUUGGUGUUGAUCCUCUCGCUGAUGAUGAAGCUUUGAGGAAACAAUACAAGAAGCUGGCUCUGUUGCUUCAUCCUGAUAAGAACAAGUGUCAAGGAGCAGAAGGUGCGUUUAAGCUGGUUUCGAAUGCUUGGACUUUGCUGUCUGACAAGGCUAAGAGGAUUGCUUAUGAUCAGAGGAGGAAGUUGAGUACUGGAAUGCAGAAACCACCUGCAGCAAACCAACACAACAAGCCUCCAGGCUCUUCUAACGUGCAUCCAAAUGCUAACGGUAGAAGUAAUCAUCCAAAUGCAAGUGGGCCGCAGAGACCACCACCGUAUGCACCCAAGCCAGCUUCUGCUAGUACCAAUCAAAGUGCUAACACUAGAAGUAACCAGCCUGCAAGUGGGCCACAGAGACCACCACAGAAUCCAUCCAAGCCAGCUUCUACUAGUACCAAUCAAAGUGCUAGUAGAAACGGUGUGAACCCAAGUGCUAAUACUAGAAGUAACCAGCCUGCAAAUGGGCCGCAGAGACCACACUAUGCACCCAAGCCAGCUUCUUCUAGUGGCAAUCCAAAUGCUGGUAGAGACGGUGUGCAUCCAAGUGGUAACACUACAAGUGGGCCGCAGAAGCAACCAAAUUCUCAUAAGCCAGCUUCUUCUAGUGCCAAUCCAAGUGCUAACACUAGAAGUAAUAAGCCUGCUCCUGGUCCUGCUCCUGGGCCUGUUAAUUCAUCAAAACAGAUGUUUUGGACAACAUGCAAUGGAUGCAAGACACGAAGCGAGUGUCGAAAGGAUCUUUAUCUAAACAAGACCAUGCGUUGUCAAAACUGUGGACAGAGUUACAUUGCAACCGAGAAUAAUCCAUGGGACUUUCAUGUGAACAACUUAAACAGAGCACUAGCUUUUAUUCGACAACGACAACAACAACAACGGAUCAAUGGUGCUCAAAAUCAAGCAACCAACAGAAACACAAACGGAGCUUCUUCUUCUUCUUCUUCCCCUUCCUUUGGUGCAACCAAGAAUCAUCCAUGGGAAAGUUAUGUGACUCAACUCAAGUACACAUUGUCUCUUGUUGUCCAACGACAACAAGAGUGGAUCACUCAAAAUCAAGCAGCAAACAACAACACAAGUACUUCCUCCCAAUAUGUUGGUGCAACUCCACAAGAUGCGUUUGCUUUGCAGCAAGUACACUCGACACUUUCUUCUCUUCUACAAAAAUGGAAUGCAGUGAGGAACAUUAAUGGGACACCUUCUGUUAGUGCAACCGGGAAAGUUCCACAUGCCAGUGUUGUGAGGCCAGUGAACGUUUCAUCAUCGUCUCCUCAACAACAACAAGGGAGUGGUAAAAGCCAAACAACAAACACAUAUAAAAAUGGAGCUUCUUCUUCACCAUAUGUUGGUGCAACCGCAACAACUCUACCGGGAAGUUUUGUGUGGCCUGGUGUCAACCUUUCAUCACAACAACAAUGCGGCGCCCAAAACACAACAAGUAGUGGUCCUAAUUAUCCUUCAUCUACUUCACCAUCUGUUGGUGCAACCAUGAAAACUCCACCUGGAAGUUUUGUGUGGCCAGGCUCCAACUUCUCAUCAUCUCCUCAACAACAACAACAAUGGAGUGGGAAAAACACAAGUGGUGGUGGUACUUAUUUUCCUUCAUCAUCUUCUGGUAGUGUCCACCAUAAGUGUUCAGUGUCAGUACCUUCUAAUAGCGGAAAUGCCGCAAGUCAAGCACAAGAAAGAUCUAAAAGAGGACUUGAGGAUUCUCAAGAAACGGUUUCUGGUAUAGAGAGUAUUCUCAAGAAGAUGAGGAAAGAUGUGGUUUAA
Molecule: messenger RNA, 2022 nt
Organism: Eruca vesicaria subsp. sativa (arugula)
Lineage: Eukaryota; Viridiplantae; Streptophyta; Magnoliopsida; Brassicales; Brassicaceae
Source: the annotation of a GenBank genome assembly